UGACGUACGUUGUCCAGUUUCCCUCCGCGCUGACAAAGCUAGCAGCCCAGCUAGCUACAUGUCACGCUAGCGACACGUUUUCGAACCCUGUUGCCCAUUAUUGGUAUUUAAUUUAUUUCGUUACAACAGAGAGGUUGGUGGGGGAACCGAGAAAGUCCUCGCCGAAGUGAACCCGUGCUGGCCUGCUAGCAGGGCAAGAUGUUCAACAAGUCGUUCGGGACCCCCUUCGGCGGAGGCUCGGGGGGCUUUGGCACCUCGUCCACCUUCGGGCAGCAAAACGCGGGCUUUGGGACCACGGGGGGGUUCGGUACGUCUGCGUUCGGGGCGACCACCAACACCGGAGGGCUCUUUGGCACCACACAGAAUAAACCCGGCGGCUUGUUCGGAACCAGCACCUUCAGCCAGCCGGCGACAUCCUCCACCAGCACCAGUUUUGGCUUCGGGGCCCCCAGCGCCACGUCCUCCAGCCUGUUUGGCAACACGGCGGCAGGGAACCCGGCAGCCGGCGGGCUCUUCUCCCAACAGAACAAUGCUUUUAGCGCCAACAAGCCCACAACCUUCGGAAGCUUCGGGACCAGCACCACCAGCGGCGGCCUCUUCGGGUCCGCCAACACCACCUCCAACCCUUUUGGGGGGGCCACGUCCUUGUUUGGCGGCUCGGGCUUCUCUGCCACGCAGCAGCCCGGAACAACUGUCAAAUUUAAUGCUCCAACAGGAAAUGACACCAUGGUGAAAGCCGGCGUGACCACUAACAUCAACACCAAGCAUCAGUGCAUCACCGCCAUGAAGGAGUACGAGAACAAAUCCCUGGAGGAGUUGAGGCUGGAGGACUACCAGGCGGGACGGAAGGGCGCCACCAACCAAAUGCCCGCCGCGACGGGCGGCUUGUUUGGCGCCGCCGCCCCCACGUCCAGCGCACCGGCCGGCCUGUUCGGCUCUGCGGCGUCCAACAACAACUUCUCGUUUGGCCAGAAUAAGAGCACCUUUGGUCAAGCCUCGACGGGGGGCUUCAGCGGCACCGCGGGGGGCCUGUUCAGCCAACCCAACCAGCAGCAAGCCGGCAGCCUCUUCAAGCCGUUCGGUCAGGCCACCACCGCUCAGAGCAGCGGCUUUUCCUUCGGGAACACCAACACCAUGGGCCAAGCCAGUACCAGCACCAUGGGUCUGUUUGGCAACACGGCAGCGUCUCAGUCGGGCAGCUUAUUUGGCACCGCUCAGACGAGCACCGCCACAGGCUUCGGUGCCGCCAGCGGGCUCUUCGGCCAAGCCGGCGCCGGCUUCGGGAACGUGGGCACUCAGCCGAGCAUAUUUGGAAACAAAGCGAGCGGCUUUGGCACCACCACUACCAGUGCCCCGUCCUUCGGCACUGGCGCCGGACUCUUUGGCAACAAGCCUACGCUAACGCUGGGAACUGGAGCCAACACUUCAACAUUUGCCGGCUUUGGUGCAAACCCUGCUGGAGGGAAUCUGUUUGGCAACAAGACGACCGCUGGAGGGCUUGGAACCGGACUGGGAACCACCUUUGGAGCAGUAGUGGGCGCCGGGACGACGUCACUGUUUGGGAAUAACCAGAACAAAUUGGGCUCCACGCUGGGAACGAUGGGAACGUUUGGGGCAACCGGCUUCAACAGCGGCACCGGCGCGAUAGGCUUCGGAGCGCCUCAGCAACCUGUCGCACUCACCGAUCCGAACGCGGCCGCAGCCCAGCAGGCCAUGCUGCAGCAGCAGUUCAGCGUGCUGGCGUACUCGCCCUACGGGGACUCGCCACUCUUCAGAAACCCUCUGUCUGACCCCAAGAAGAAGGAGGAGCGUCUGAAACCAACCAAUCCGACAGCCCAGAAAGCUCUGACCAUGCCCACACACUACAAGCUGACCCCCCGACCGGCGACCAGGGUCCGCCCCAAAGCGCUGACCUCAUCGGGCGGCUCCAAGUCGCAGCUUUUCGACGGCCUGGAUGACGAUGAGCCUUCGCUCACCAACGGAGCCUUCGUUCCGAGGAAGAGCAUCAAGAAACUUGUGCUGAAGAACUUGAACAGCAGCCAGUACAGCAGUCCCGCAAACAAAGACGCAGACGAUCUGGCCUCGCCGUUGGCGUACCCUCAGAACGGACACAGCCAAACGGAGGACGACGAGCCGAGGGCGGUGCCGGCUGACGACGCAGAGGUCACGCACUUCUACGUCAACCCCAUCGCCAAACCCGUACCGCAAGGCCGCGCCCAGGCCAGCCUGCAGGACACCAUCUGCGAGCUCAACAUGCACAAGGCUGCCAGGAACGGCCUGGAGUUGAGCAGCGAGGACGCAUCGGCAUCUCUGGGCGAGGAGUCCCUGCAGGAGGAGAGAGACGACGUUCUACACGACUCCAACCAGCUUCCUCACCCCGCAGGCAUCGUGCUCAGGCGUGUGGGUUACUACACCAUCCCUUCCAUGGACGAGCUGGCCGACAUGGUGGACGACGGCGGCGAGUGCGUGGUCGAAAACUUCACCAUCGGCAGGAAAGGUUACGGCUCCAUCUUCUUUCCCGGAACGGUGAACGUGACUGGACUGGACCUGGACCAGAUCGUUCACUUCAGACGCAAAGAAGUCAUCGUCUACCCAGAUGAUAAGAACAAACCGGCCGAUGGCGAGGGGCUCAACAGGCGGGCCGAGGUGACGCUGGACGGGGUUUGGCCCAAUGAUAAGACGAGCUGUACGCAAAUCCGAAGCCCCGAGCGCCUCACCGACAUGAACUACGAAGGCCGGCUGGAGAAGGCGGCGCGAAAACAGGGAGCGCGCUUCCUGGAGUACAGACCAGAGACCGGCUCCUGGGUCUUCGAGGUGGCUCAUUUCUCAAAGUACGGCCUGCAGGACUCUGACGAAGAUGAGGACGUUCCGCUCAAGACCGACCCCAAGAAGCUCAAGACGAUGAUGUCAAUUCCUGCCUCCAGGCCGCCGCAGGCUCAGGUAGCGACGACGCUACAGAACGGCCAACUGGCUGCGUUCUUCCCAUCUCAUCAGACGACAGCGGUCGUGGAGCUGGCCGGCGGCGUGGCGGAGUUGGACAGCGACAUGGCCGACGUCACCCAGAGCUUUCCGCUCGAGAGCGCGCUGGGAGACGAGGACGACUGCGGAGGAGAGCUUGCGGAGGUUUCGGAGGACGCCGCGGGUGCUGAGCAAGACUUCGUCUCACCAUCGGGCCGUGUGGCGUCCUCCCUGGGCAUCAACCCGCAUGCCCUACAAAUCAUGAAGGCGUCUCUAUUUGCUGAGGACGAGGACGAGAGCGACUUCUUCCAGGAUCACGUGAAGAUCUCUUCGGACUUGUCCUCUCCGCGCCUCCUCCUGCCAGGACGGCCCUCGGUGGGCGGUCUCCUUCAGACUCGCUUUUCCUCAGGCCUGCCCUCCCAGCUCCCCGAUUCGCCUCGCAGGCCCGCUCUUCCUCUGUCCCAGGUCGAAACUGCCCGCUCGGCACACUGGGCGGCGCCCCCUCCGCCCUCCUUCUUGCUGCCCCCUAAGCCUGCCGAGCCCCCAGUGAGGACAGUCGGGAUCCGGCGGUUAGGAGGCCCCGUUCCCCUGGAAGAGUCGAUCACGCGAGGAAAGGAAAACUUGCUGAUGGAUGCCAGCCUGAACGCGGGGCGCUCGUUCCGGGUGGGCUGGGGUCCUGGUUGGAUGCUGGCGCACUGUGGCAAUUUGCUGAGCUCUCCACCGGACAAGGAACUUUGCAACCAGCAAGUUGCAACCAACACGGACUUCGGUUUCCUGCCAAAACCUGCCAGGAACAAACCGCUGGCAGAAAGCCCCUACAAGGUGGUUUUGGAGCAACUGGUGGGUCUGGAGCCCCCGGGAGAGAUGAUGAGUGAGGAGGAGAGCCAAGAGGUGCUGCAGCGCCCCCUGGAGAUCUGUUUGAAGCACAGCACCGUCAUCACGGACGCUUCCGCCUGCCCUCUAGUCCGCCCGCAACCCGGUGUGGCGGCACUGCAGGACUACGCCGAUUGGGUCACAGAGUUGAGCGACAAGCGGGCACACGCCGACCCGCUGCUGGCCUACUGGUGCGAGGUGUGGACGCUGUGCGAGGCCCUCUGGGGUCGGCAGCCGCACGCCGAGGCCCUGGACGACUACGAGCGGCAGCUGGAGAGGCGGCGCGGCUUCUCCGCCUGGCUGUCGCGCCGCACUGCCCACCGGGUGGAGGAGGAAGUGGCGCUGGCCGGGAAAGGUCGCCACACGGAGGCCGUCUUCAGCUACCUGACGGGAAACCGCAUCAGUGAGGCGUGUCGUCUGGCGCAGAAGGAGGGAGACCACCGCUUGGCCUUGCUGCUGUCGCAGGCCGCCGGCUCGCAGUACAACCGCGAGCUGCUGGCCCUGCAGCUCGCCGACUGGAACCGCACGCAGACCGACGCCUACCUGACGGAAGAACGCCUGCGGAUCUUCACUCUGCUCGCCGGAAAGCCCGUGUGGCAGACGUCCGACUCGGUGGUGAACGUGUGCUCGCAGCUGGACUGGAAGCGCUGCGUGGCGGUUCACCUCUGGUUCACGUUGCCGCCCACCGCCUCCGUGGCCGACGCCCUCGCCGAGUACCAGGACGCCUUCCGGGGCUCGUGCGAGGGGGGCAAAUAUGCCUGCGCCCCCCUGCCGCCGUACCUGGAGGAGGAGCGGUCAGAUGUGGACGAAGACGACGAAGAGGAGGAGUCGAAGCGACCUCUGUACGACGUCUGCUUCCACCUGCUCAAACUCUACAGUGACAGACACUACGGCCUGCAGCAGCUGCUGGAACCUCUGAGCGGCACCCGGGACCGGCUGGACUUCCGCCUGAGCUGGCACCUUUGGGGCGUCCUGCAGGCGCUGCGCUUCGGCCACCUGAGUGCGGCGCGCCAGGGCCUGCUGCACGCUAGCUACGCCGCGCAGCUGGAGAGCGCCGGCCUGUGGCACCUGGCCGUCUUCAUCCUGCUGCACAUCCCCGACCACGCCCAGCGGGAGCGAGCGGUGAGGGCCGUGCUGGCCCUGCACUGCCCCCUGCGGGACACGGACGAGUCUCUGCGCAGGGAGCGCUUUCUGACCCGCCGGCUGCUCGUCCCCGAGCCGUGGAUCCACGAAGCCAAGAGCGCUCGCGCCCGCCACUGCGGCGACAAGCACCGGGAGGCGCUGCACCUCUACCGCGCCGGCCACUGGAGCCAGUGCCACCGGCUGCUCGUCACGCACCUGGCCCCGGAUUGCAUCAUCAACGACAACCACGACUACCUCCUGGAGUUCCUGGAGGGCCUGGCGGUGCCCGAGCACAGCGUCACCAUCCAGGAUUGGGACAGCGUGGGCAAGGUGUACCUGGACUACAUCCGGCUCGCCAAGACCCUGCGGGACGUUCAGCAGACGGAGAGCGGCGGCGACUACGAGCUGGAGCAUCUUCACGCCCAAGUGACGUCUUUGUGCGGCAGGAUCCAGCUGCUGCCCUGCGGGGGCGCCAGAGACCACUUGGCCCGGUCAGAGAUGGCCAAGUGCGUGGCCAACUUCCUGCGCGCGGUGCUGAGUUUGCAGCACGGUGCGGGCGCUGCGCCGUGCCAGCUGGCGCCGCACAUCACGCGGCUGCCCAUGCCCGAAGACUACGCCCUAGAGGAGCUGAGAGGCCUCACCGCGUCGUACCUGCGCCAGCUCACCGUCGGCCAAUGAGCAUCCGCCGCUGACAAAUCCAAAUCCAUGCGUUCCGCCGCGAAACAUUGGGGACACUUUGGAUGUGUGUGUGUGUGUGUGUGUGUGUGUGUGUAUAUGUGAGGAAAGGCCACAAAUCUAUCUUUAUGAUGUUUUAUGGAACAAAAAGUCUGUGGAAAAUGUCCAAUGGUCUAUUUUUGUAGAUUUUGUUGUCGUUUUUGUAUGCAAAUAUUAAAAAAUGGAAAAUGUCCUUACUGAGUGUUUUGAAAGCAGCUUCACCCAAAUUCAAAAAUUCUUUACAGCGAGCUUGAAAUUCCUUUUGUACAAACAAGCGAAUAAGGUGUUAUUUUACUUAUCCGGUGACAACUUUGGCCUCAUGGCAUCGUUUGCGUGUUGAAACAUUUUUAAUAAAGUCUGAUAGGAAUAA
Messenger RNA from Phycodurus eques (leafy seadragon), 6037 nucleotides. RefSeq names its product nucleoporin 98 and 96 precursor (gene nup98). Lineage: Eukaryota; Metazoa; Chordata; Actinopteri; Syngnathiformes; Syngnathidae. Gene Ontology annotation, cellular component: nuclear pore cytoplasmic filaments; nuclear pore. Gene Ontology annotation, molecular function: structural constituent of nuclear pore. Bases 199 to 5631 code for a protein of 1810 amino acids. The record is from RefSeq and is a predicted model, not a curated record. The transcript has 34 exons. Gene Ontology annotation, biological process: RNA export from nucleus; post-transcriptional tethering of RNA polymerase II gene DNA at nuclear periphery; protein import into nucleus.